Epithele typhae is the source of this 4416-nucleotide messenger RNA. RefSeq names its product ABC protein. Lineage: Eukaryota; Fungi; Basidiomycota; Agaricomycetes; Polyporales; Epitheliaceae. The transcript has 32 exons. Gene Ontology annotation, molecular function: ABC-type transporter activity; ATP binding; ATP hydrolysis activity. Bases 1 to 4416 code for a protein of 1471 amino acids. The record is from RefSeq and is a predicted model, not a curated record. Gene Ontology annotation, cellular component: membrane. Gene Ontology annotation, biological process: transmembrane transport.
AUGGGCCAGGACAAGCUGCCCAAGACGGACUCCCUCAACUCCGACGUCGAGAAAAGUGCAGCUACCCAUGUCGCUCACCCGGAAGCCGAUGAAAAGGCAGUGGCCGCAGCCACUCAACCUACCCACCGUACCCACAUCGACCUCGAUACCGGCGAUGAGUUUCUCCGCUUUCGCAGGCAUUGGUGGCAGCUCUGGUUCGUGCUCCCCAAGAACCCGCCUCCACCUGCCCCUCCCUCCCUAGACACCGCGCCUGUGACCCCGCUAGUCACCGCGUCGAUUAUCGCUAUUCUUACUUACACAUGGAUCAAUCCCAUAAUGACCCUCGGGUACCAGCGCACGCUGCAGGCGACCGACCUUCCCAAGAUGGACGAGAGUCGCGAGGCCGGUCUGCUCGGUGACCUGCUCGACGCUGCUUGGGCGCGACGCGUCGCAGCCGCCAAGGACUGGAACACACGCCUCGCCGCCGGCGAAAUAUCUCCUUCCGCGUGGAAACGCUUCGUCUGGGCGUUCAAGGCGCUGCGCUCUGGCAGCGCCGAUGGCGCGAGCCACCGUGAACGGCGCGUCGCGCUCGAGACCGCGUGGCGUGAGGUCGGCGGCAAGAAGGAAGCCAGCCUCACCUGGGCUCUCAACGACGUACUCGGACGCGACUUCUGGUUUGGCGGUGCAUUCAAGGUCAUAGGCGACACUGCGCAACUUAUGGGGCCCAUCCUCGUCAAGCAGAUCAUCAAAUUCGGACAGCAGCGCGCCGCGGCGGCUGCAACCGGAGGGACGCCCCCCAGCGUUGGCACAGGCAUCGGCAUGUCCAUCGGGCUCUUCGCCCUCACCGUCACCACCAGCGUUUGUUCUCAUCAGUUUUUCUGGCGCUCCACGACCGCCGGUCUCCUCGCCCGCGCUGCUCUGACCAGCUCGAUCUACAAACGAGGAGUGAGUCUGACAGGCAAAGCGCGCACGUCUCUGCCCAACGCUGCCCUGGUCACCCAUAUUUCGACUGACGUCAGCCGCGUGGACUCGUGCGCGCAGUGGUUCGUGACAUGGACGGCUCCCAUCCAGACCAUAGUCUGCCUGAUUAUUCUCUUGGUCCAGCUCGGACCAUCGACAUUGGCUGGUUUCUCGCUGUUCUUGCUCCUUAUACCGCUGCAAGAGCGUGUCAUGUCAUUGCAAUUCAAGACCGGCAAGAAAGGGCUCGUAUGGACUGAUCGGCGUGCCAAGAUCAUCCUGGAGGUUCUGGGUGCCAUGCGUGUUGUCAAAUACUUCUGUUAUGAGAACCCGAUCCUGAAGCGUGUCUUCGACAUCCGCCGGCAAGAGCUCAACAAUAUACGCAAGAUUCAGCUGAUGCGCUCCGCCAACAUCGCGUCCGCGUUCUCGGUGCCCAUCCUCGCCGCGACGCUCGCGUUCGUGACGUACACGUCGACGACGAGCGCCUUCGACGCCGCGAUCAUCUUCUCCUCGCUCUCGCUCUUCCAGCUCCUCCGGCAGCCGCUCAUGUUCCUCCCCCGCGCGCUCUCGGCGACGACGGACGCGCAGAACGCGAUCAUCCGGCUCACGAAGGUCUUCAACGCCGAGCGCGCGGACCCGAGCGCGGCGAUCGACAUCCGGCCCGAGCAGAAGCUCGCGCUCGUCGUCCGCGGCGCGUCGUUCGAGUGGGAAGAGAGCCAGGGCUCGGGCGACGCGCUCGGGGGGCCGAGCGCGAAGGGCGCGGGCGGGAAGAAGGACAAGGACGAGAAGAAGGACGGGAAGGGCGGCACGGCGACCCCGGCGGCGGUGGGCCCGCCGUUCCAGGUGAAGGACGUCGACUUGGACAUCGCGCGGGGCACGCUGGUCGCCGUCGUCGGCUCCGUCGGCAGCGGCAAGUCGAGUCUCCUCCAGGGCCUCAUUGGAGAGAUGCGCAAGGUCAAGGGAUCGGUGGCGUUCGGCGGCCGUGUGGCGUACUGCUCUCAGUCGGCGUGGAUCCAGAACGCGACUCUCCGGGAGAAUGUCCUCUUCGGCCAGCCUUUUGAGGAAGCCAGGUACUGGAAGGCCAUCGAGAACGCCUCGCUGCUCCCCGACUUGCAGGUGCUCGCGGAUGGCGACCUCACCGAGGCGAUCGAAUGUCCGUCUAACGCAUGCGCACAGAUCGGCGAGAAAGGCAUCAACCUCAGCGGCGGCCAGAAGCAGCGUCUCAACAUCGCCCGCGCCCUGUACUUCGACGCCGACAUCGUCAUCUUCGACGACCCGCUCUCCGCCGUCGACGCCCACGUUGGCAAGGCCCUCUUCUCCGACGCGAUCCUCGGCGCGCUCCGGAACCGCGGCAAGACCGUCGUCCUCGUCACGCACGCGCUGCACUUCAUGUCCCAGUGCGACUACAUAUACACCAUGCACGGCGGCCGAAUCUCCGAGCAGGGCACGUACCCCGAGCUCAUGGACAGCCGCGGGGUGUUCUUCCACCUCAUGGAGGAGUUCGGCGGGCAGACGAAGGAGGAGGAAGAGGAGGAGGAAGGCGACAUUGCGGACGCGCAGACCGCGGGACCGACGAUCCAGGUCGAGGACGCGAAGAACAAGGCCGAGGAGGUCGGGCAGCGCAAGGGCGCGGGGACGGGCAAGCUCGAGGGGCGGCUGAUCGUCAAGGAGCGGCGGACGACGGGUUCGGUCGGCUGGCGAGUGUACGGGCAGUACCUCAAAGCAGGUCGGGCGUACAUCACGCUGCCGAUUCUCCUCUUGUGCAUGGUGUUCAUGCAGGGCGCUUCGGUCAUGAACAACUACACCCUCGUUUGGUGGGAAGGGAACACUUUCAACAAGCCCAACACAUUCUACCAAACCCUCUACGCCCUUCUUGGUAUCGGCCAGGCGAUCUUCACUUUUGGCGUUGGCGCUGCUAUGGACGAGAUGGGUUUCUUUGUGUCGCAGAACCUUCAUCACAACUCGAUCCGCAACAUCUUCUUCGCUCCGAUGAGCUUCUUCGAUACCACACCUAUGGGUCGUAUCCUGAGCGUGUUCGGCAAAGAUGUCGAGAACAUUGACAACCAGCUUCCGGUCUCCAUGCGUUUGCUGGUGCUCACUGUCUUCAACGUCAUUGGUAGCGUCGUUAUCAUCACGAUUGUCGAGAAGUACUUCAUCAUCGCCGCCGUCGCCAUCGGGAUCCUCUACAGGUAUUUCGCGCGCUUCUACUCCGCGAGCGCACGCGAGCUCAAGCGUAUCGACAACAUGCUUCGUUCUCUGUUGUACGCCCACUUCGCCGAGUCGCUCUCCGGCCUCGCGACCAUCCGCAGUUAUGGUGUAGUCGAUCGUUUCCUCCGGGACAACGAGUACUACAUCGACCUUGAGAACCGAGCCGGCUUCAUCACCAUCACCAACCAGAGGUGGCUCGCCAUCCGACUGGAUUUCUGUGGCGGCGUCAUGGUCUUCAUUGUCGCUCUGCUCGCCGUCACCAACGCCACUGGGAUCAACGCUGCCGAGAUUGGUCUCGUCCUCACGUACACUACCUCCCUCACACAGCUGUGCAGCUUUGUCACUCGUCAGUCCGCAGAGGUGGAGAACUACAUGAGUUCCGUCGAGCGCAUGCUGGACUACAGCAGCAAAGAUCGCCUGCCGCAAGAGAAGCCGUACGAGAUCGAGGACAAGAAGCCGAAGGCGGACUGGCCUGCCAAUGGCACCAUCGAGUUCAAGGAUGUCACCAUGCGCUACCGCGACGGCCUUCCCCUCGUCCUCCGCGGACUCUCCCUGCGCGUGAACGGUGGCGAGAAGAUCGGCGUCGUGGGCAGGACCGGCGCCGGCAAGUCCACGCUGAUGCUGGCCCUCUUCCGCAUCGUCGAGCUGGCGUCCGGGUCUAUCGCCGUCGACGACGUCGACAUCUCUGAGAUCGGGCUCAAGGAUCUACGGAGCAAGAUCUCCAUCAUCCCCCAGGACCCUCUGCUCUUUAGCGGCACGAUCCGCUCAAACCUCGACCCCUUUGGCCUCUACACGGACGCCCAGCUUUGGGACGCGCUCCACCGCUCGUACCUCGUGGAGUCUCCGAAGCCCGGAGAGGAGGGCACCGGGACGCCGAGCCGGUACAACCUCGAGUCGGUGAUCGAGAGCGAGGGCUCCAACCUCAGUGUCGGCGAGCGCAGCCUGCUCAGCUUGGCCCGCGCGCUCGUCAAAGACUCCCAGGUCGUCAUUCUCGACGAGGCUACCGCGUCCGUAGAUCUCGAGACCGACGCGAAGAUCCAGCACACAAUCCAGACGCAGUUCCGUCACAAGACGCUCCUCUGCAUUGCUCAUCGUCUUCGAACCAUCAUCUCGUACGACCGCAUUCUCGUCAUGGACGCGGGCAAGAUCGCGGAGUUCGAUACGCCCGAGAACCUCUUUAAGACCUCCGACAGCAUCUUCCACGGGAUGUGCGAGCGCAGCGGAAUUACUUUCGACGAGAUCCGGCGCUCCCGCACCAAGAUGCAGUUAUGA